AUGCCUGCAAGGAUAAACUCAUCUCUCACCGCCUCCCUCCUGCCGGAGGACGAGCGCCGCGAGUCCAUGAUCGGUGCCGAAAUCAACCUUCCAUACGAAACUCCGAUCCUCGACCUCGACAAGCUUUCUAAGGAAGACAAGCAGACGCUCCGGCAGGCGCUCUUCGACAACUCGGUCGUUGUCAUCCGCAACCAGCAAGGCAUCAACCCACAGAUUCUGCCCAAGCUCGCUGCAGUCUUCGACGAGCAUGCUACCAACGAGCAUUCUGCGGGUAAGAAGGCUGUUAGUGAUCCACGGAACAUCUUGUCCAGCUAUAGAGCUGGCCGGCUGCCAGCUGCACCACAGGUUUCUGUCAUUGGCUCGGGGAAGUUCACCAACUAUGAGGGCAUUCCUGAGCUUGAGGUUGUCCAUCUGGACCACACUUUGUUCCACGAGUCACCGCUGAGCUCGGAGGAGCUCGAUCAGGGCUACACGCGUCCAUAUCGGUGGCACAUGGACACGCCGUUGUACGAGCGCCUUCCGGGAGAGGUUACAAUUUUGCACGGCGUGCGCAUUCCAAAGGUGCCUGACCAGAAGAUCAAAUUCGAUAACGGGGAGGAGAAGACGAUUGCCGCUGGCUCAACGGCCUUUUUCUCUGGUGCUCGGGUGUUCGACUUGUUGACGCCAGAGGAAAAGGAAUUCGCGAUGAACACAACAGUGACAUACGCACCACAGGCGUACGAGUACAUCCGCAAUUGCAAGUCUUCGGCAGACGGGUUGACAAUCCCAACCUUCGGAAACGAAACACCGAUAGACCAGCUGUCGGAAUGGACACAGGAGCAUGUUGCUGAGUAUCCGAUGGUAUGGAAGAAUCCAGGGAACGGUCGACCACACUUCCAAGUGCACGGCUGCUGCGUAUACAAGUUGACGACGAAGAAUCCCGCAACAGGGGAGGUGACGGUCGUUGAUGAUGUGCCAACGGUGCGGAAGAUCGUCUACGCAAUGCAGAGGAAGGUUUACGCGGUGGAAAACAUCUACGCACACCGUUGGCGGGAGGGGGACAUUGUCAUCUUCCACAACAAGGGCGUCAUGCAUUCGAUCACGGGACAGCUGGCCAAGUACAAGGAGGAGGAGGAGAAGAAGAGGCUCAUGUGGCAGUGUACUAUGAGUACCACCCAGAAACCCAUUCCGUACAGGGCUUGA
Molecule: messenger RNA, 1182 nt
Organism: Lasiodiplodia theobromae
Lineage: Eukaryota; Fungi; Ascomycota; Dothideomycetes; Botryosphaeriales; Botryosphaeriaceae
Product: Alpha-ketoglutarate dependent xanthine dioxygenase
Exons: 5
Coding region: 1-1182 (393 amino acids)
Molecular function (GO): oxidoreductase activity
Source: RefSeq, a predicted model, not a curated record